Molecule: messenger RNA, 606 nt
Organism: Populus euphratica (Euphrates poplar)
Lineage: Eukaryota; Viridiplantae; Streptophyta; Magnoliopsida; Malpighiales; Salicaceae
Product: pectinesterase inhibitor-like
Exons: 1
Coding region: 1-564 (187 amino acids)
Molecular function (GO): enzyme inhibitor activity
Source: RefSeq, a predicted model, not a curated record
AUGAAGCCCGUUACAAGUUUCUUCUUGUUUUCUGUAACUAUAAGCCUCGCCUUCUUCUUCCACCCAUCCGUGGCCAAAGGAAGCACCAACCUAAUCCAAGAAGUGUGUACAAAAACUCAUAACAAGGUUAAUUGUGUUGCCAGCCUUGAAUCUAACCCUGAUAGCAAACAAGCCAAUCUACAGCAACUUGGCAUAAUUGCAUUAAACCUUGCAUCAACGAACGCAACAAACACAUCCUCGUACAUCAAGACAACAUUGCUUAGUAACAAAACUCUGGGCCCUGUCAAUGAGCAAGCCCUAGAAGAUUGUUCAGAUCAAUACUUGGAUGCCAUCCAGCAACUUGAUAACUCAUUGGCUGCUUUGUUAGCCAAUGCUACUAAUGAUGUACGUGCUUGGGUGAGAGCAGCACUUGCUAAUGUUGAAUCAUGCGAGAAUGGGUUCAAGAAACAGGCUCCUGGCCAACAAACGUUGCUGUCUUCGAGAAACGCAGUUUUUCGCCAAUUGUGCAACAAUGUCUUGGUCAUCAACAAACUCUUAAGCCGAACAAGUGCUGGAAGUAAUUAAGAGCAGUCGUAAAUUUUUCCCAGCCAAUCCACAAGGAAUUUU